UGAACCAAAUUGACGUCACGCAAGUGAUACCUACGCCAUUUUGUAAGUUUCUGCCCUAAUCAGUAUUUCUGGGCAAAGUGUAAAAUACAAAAUUCGCAUGGUUUUGUGUACAUUUAAUAGAUAAAGAUAUCUUAAAAGCAAGUUAACGUCUAGGGCGUUAAUUUCACAGUCUCAAAGUAUGGAGGACAAGGCAUCAUUAAAGGAACUGGAUCAAUGGAUAGAACAACUAAAUGAAUGCAAGCAAUUGACAGAAAACCAAGUGAAAACGUUAUGCGAUAAGGCAAAGGAGAUCCUGACUAAAGAGUCAAAUGUGCAAGAGGUAAAAUGCCCAGUGACGGUGUGCGGCGACGUCCACGGUCAGUUCCACGACCUGAUGGAGCUGUUCCGUAUCGGCGGCCGUUCUCCCGACACCAACUACCUGUUCAUGGGGGACUACGUCGACCGCGGCUACUACAGUGUGGAGACAGUCACAUUGCUAGUUGCAUUAAAGGUCAGAUACCGUGAGAGAAUAACAAUCCUGCGCGGCAACCACGAAUCCCGCCAGAUCACCCAAGUAUACGGCUUCUACGACGAGUGUCUGCGUAAAUACGGCAACGCGUCCGUAUGGAAGCACUUUACGGACCUGUUCGACUACCUACCGCUGACUGCGCUGGUUGAUGGCCAGAUAUUCUGCCUCCACGGCGGUCUCAGCCCGUCCAUCGACACCCUGGAUCACAUCCGCGCGCUCGACCGCGUGCAAGAAGUCCCGCAUGAAGGACCUAUGUGCGAUCUCCUGUGGAGUGACCCCGAUGAUAGAGGUGGAUGGGGUAUAUCGCCCCGUGGUGCCGGCUACACGUUCGGCCAGGAUAUAUCGGAGACGUUCAACCACAGCAACGGGCUGACGCUAGUGUCGCGCGCGCAUCAACUUGUGAUGGAAGGCUACAACUGGUGCCACGACCGCAACGUCGUCACCAUCUUCUCUGCGCCCAACUAUUGCUACAGAUGCGGUAACCAAGCUGCCAUAAUGGAAUUGGAUGAUGCGCUUAAGUAUUCAUUCCUGCAGUUCGACCCCGCACCGCGGCGCGGCGAGCCCCAUGUUACGCGGCGGACGCCCGAUUACUUCAUGUAGGCUGCACUGUCGGCGCACCACCAUCAGUCGCGGCGUCGUCCCCGUGCCCCGCGCCGCCCGCCCGCGCCCCGCAGCCGCACCCCCCGCCCACACCGCCACCACCCCUACAUACACACACAUCCGACACCCGAUACGCUCGCGAGACUGGACGCGCUGUGUAGAGUGGCGCUAUGGCUCGCCAUUGUGUGAUAUACCCUAAACGUUACACGACCCUUUUAACGCCUUUGCACACGACGAAGUUUUUAAAAUGCAACUAAAAUAUUCUUUAUCCACGUCUCUGAUGAUAAUCGCUUUUUUUUGAGCUGCAAAGUUUUGAGCUGCAUAUCUUUCCUGCUUACGUUAAACAAUAACAUACUAUACAAGUAAUGUAAGUAUAAGUUUUAUAUGCAUGUUCAAAGCAUGCUGGCCUCGAGUUUAACACCAAUAGUGCGUUCUACCAAGCAUGCUACAUACUAAAACCAGCAAGAAUAUCUUUAAUUAAAAAAAAAUAGUUGCAAUCGCGAUACAGUUGCCACAGUUGCCAAAUCUAGUUUUCGGAAAGUCGUGCGUUUUUAUAACUAUCGCCUUGUGCAAAGGCACGUACAUAUUGACCGUCAGUGAUUGUACAACAUAGAUUGUCUUGUGACUUAGCCCUAUAUAUCAAUAGAAUGUUUAAAUUGUAUCUGCCUUUUUUUCUUUUACGGUGUGAUUGUAAUCAGUUUAUGCAUGAACUUAAGGGCGAUAUUAGACGAUGCAUUCUCGUUUCAUUAUUUGUUUUAUUUGCCGGAACGACAAAACGCCAUUAACGGAGCAUAGAUGAAAUGUUUAAAUGCGCCUAAAAUAGAGAAUAGUCACAGAUUAAAGAAUAAAGACAGAAGGAACUCUCGAGAACAAACGUUUUCAUUUAAUAUUGAAGUCAGUUGUGUAUUUGUGCCUCUUAUCUGACCUAAAGUAACCGAUUCUGAUUUCUGUUUAUUGUACUAUGAUGAACGGAUGACUGCAAAGAAAUUUCACUUCUUUUCACAAGUUUACACAAGCAUUUCUGGAUUAGUAUUAUUUGUCUAUGUUUUUAUCGACCCAUUUUGCUUCUUUUUACUCUGUGGUUUUAUUAUGUUAUGUUAAAAUAUACAAAAAAAAAUUCUUUUAUGAUUGUUUGUAAUCCUUAUGAAACAUAUUAUAAUUUUAAUACUUUGAGUAAUGAGUAGUACAUUUUAGAGAGGGAUUAAGUUACAUAUUUAUAUAUAAUUAUCUUAAGUUUCAAAAACUAGUGAUGUCUCGAUACGUUAUAAAUAGUGUGUCAUUUGGAGCAUCACUUCUAAUUGUAACAUAUAUAUAAAGAAAAAUUGACUGUAGUCCAAUGAUAUAAAAAACUAAAGAUUAUAGAGUUAUUCAUAAAUGUAUCGUUCUAAAAGUGUCGAAUCAUAUUAUAUAUUGCAAAAAUAGUGCGACUUCCAUUGGCUCGCUAACAAAUGAAUCAAUCUUACCGAGAAUAUACAACUACGAUUCGAUAUUGUGAUGGACGUGAUUUUAAGCAUUUUCUAAAAUCUAAAUGAAUAUUUGUCUAGCUGUUAUUGCGCGCAAGAAAUGCUUAUCUGCAAUUAGCACAUACCUAUUCGUUACACUAUUGGUCUUCAGUUUAGUAUAUCAUUGACGUAUCACUAGAGUCACACGACGUUAAUGGAUAAUAUACAUCUAGUACCGAGCGGCUGCCGCCGGCAUAACUAUGCGAACUGAUAAGCCGCCGACUCGUGUGUAUUAUCCGUUAAAGUAUAAGCGAGCAAGCCACAUUUAUAAAGGAUAGUGUCGUUUCUUGUUAAUGUAAAAUUGUAAGCGAAAAUAAGCUAUUUGGGGAACGUGGGUUGUGUGUGUACAUUAUGGCGGAUACACAUUAUGUCAGUAACUGGCAAGUCUGCACUGGUUCUAGUAAAAUGGUUUCAAGUCAACGCCCUUAAUAACUAUGACAUUGACAUUGAUAUAACUUGAAAAAGCAUUCUCGGGAUGCCUACGACCUGUGGAGUUUAUAAUUUGCAGUUUUAUUUCAAACAAGCGCUGGAUGGAAAAGUAUAGAUGCUGACGCGUCACAACUGACUUUAGUAUUCCGCCAAGUAAUUUAAAGAUUUACAUUGUGUCAUUAAAUGGCUAAUACAAAUGUCAGUGACUCGUGUGUAAAUCAGUAGUAACAAGUUUGUAUGACAUUUGCUCGUUUGCAAUCGUAGUAUCGUUUUUGAUUAAAAAAAACACCUCAACGUUUGUGUAUAACUACAGCAAGCGCUCUUUUCGGAAGGUUUGUAAAAUAAAAAUCAGUGGUACAGAAUUUAUGACUUAAAACUAAACAUUAUUAGGUCUAAUUUACUUUGUCGUUAUAUCGUUUCGAUACUUGUGAUUGCGAACGUCUAAAUCUCAUACUAAGAAAUUGUAAAGUAUAUGGGUGCGUUUGUAUGUCACCAUUCGGACGGGCGACCGACGUUAUAUAUAAAUAUAUAUAAGUCACCGCAAUUUUUAGGUUCUUGCCCCCAACCGCUGUCGGACAUACUCGCGCUUCACCGAUUUUUUAACCUUGGAUGUUCGUUACGUUGCUGUUUAGUAAAUGUCGGUCUCGUAUUUGGGCAAUAAGGUUGACGUGGGUCAGCCCACUGAUUAUCUGAGGGUGAUGAUACUCAAAACGUAACGUGUAUAGCGCUUUUUAUAAAUAGUUCUUGAUACUGGGCGUCGAUUGUCGCAGAAUGACAGCGACAAUGUGACGUUGCCAUGCUUUCUGAUUGGUUGGCACUAUUCCACUAUUGGCUGAAAUACUCAAUUUGAAAGAGAGUACAAUUAUUUUGGCCAAUAACAAUUCAUUUGCUAUUAUCACAGGUUGUGCAAAAUAAGUAGUCCGGUCUGUUUGAGCGAAAAUUAAUCGAGUUGUGAAUGUGAACAGAAUGUAACUAUCUUUACCCGGCCACGCUUUGCUAAAGCGCGGUGUGAUAUUAAUUCCCUUUCCCGUGAGAACUUACGAAUAAAAAGUAUACACAAACAUUCAUACAUAGAAAUGCAACAUAUAUGCAUAAAUUUUCCACUAAUCUGUUGGCUACUUUUCGAAUUUGGCGCCCAGUUACAUACAGAAGCAGAAUUUUUGAAAUGCGAACGCUACUUGUCUAGUGUUUAAAUGAUACGCGAGAACUAUGAUAUAUUAUUUGCCAUUUGUAUGAUAAGUUUCAGAUCAUACAGAUGAUUGCAGCAUUCGUACAAAUUAUUAACGCAUUUACCCUUUGUAGCCCUAAUAACCUUUUGUAAUGAACUGCCACUUUGUUAACUUAAAAUUUUUUUAAAGGUUUAUUUUGCAAUCGCCCACUAAACUUUUUAACUGAUGUAUAUAAAUUUUGAUCAGUAAAACUAAUAAAAUGUCAAAUUUAUCAAUCAGUUAAGCUUAUCGGCAUAUUUUCUAACAGGCCCUAGCGGCUGGUUUGCAAGACGCGUGGCGACGAUGCACCGCAAAAUUUCCGCAACGCAUCGUGUGAACCGGCCGUUAGCCCCGCCUGCCGAUAAUGUGCUCCAACGCAUCGUUACGUGUUGAAUGUCAAAAUAAAAUGUAUGUGUGUGUGUGUUUGGACAUCGGUGUGUCGUCAGUACGUCCGAUGGUCUCGCCCGCGCUAUAUUAAUUAUGCUGGUAUGUCCAUUACGCGGACGGCGCUAUCCGGUUGUCACUAUUGUAUGUAAACUUACGAUGUAUCAAAGACACUUAGACCUCAUUAAACAGCGUACAUUUGCUAAAAAAA
This is a messenger RNA of Pararge aegeria (speckled wood butterfly), 4842 nucleotides long. It is a transcript of the gene mts, whose product is annotated as serine/threonine-protein phosphatase 2A catalytic subunit beta isoform. The record is from RefSeq and is a predicted model, not a curated record. Gene Ontology annotation, cellular component: cytosol. Gene Ontology annotation, biological process: peptidyl-serine dephosphorylation; mitotic cell cycle. The coding region runs from base 179 to 1108 and encodes 309 amino acids. Lineage: Eukaryota; Metazoa; Arthropoda; Insecta; Lepidoptera; Nymphalidae. The transcript is spliced from 7 exons. Gene Ontology annotation, molecular function: protein serine/threonine phosphatase activity.